Messenger RNA from Cololabis saira (Pacific saury), 1426 nucleotides. RefSeq names its product nitric oxide synthase interacting protein (gene nosip). The coding region runs from base 215 to 1129 and encodes 304 amino acids. The transcript has 10 exons. Gene Ontology annotation, cellular component: nucleus. NCBI's taxonomy places the organism in Eukaryota, Metazoa, Chordata, Actinopteri, Beloniformes, Belonidae. The record is from RefSeq and is a predicted model, not a curated record. Gene Ontology annotation, molecular function: ubiquitin protein ligase activity.
AAGAAGAAGAAGUUCUCGCUUGGAAGAACUAAGAGAAGAAGAAGUGUAAAUGUAAUUGUAUUUGGCGAAUAACAGAGAUUAAUAACAGAUUAAUCUCACGUUUGGAUACUUUCUUUCUUGUCCACGUUAGCGUGUGAUCUGUUAUAGCGACGGUGAGUUCUCUCGUGUUCUGGUUGUUCUGAAACAUCAGAUCGGUGAGUUUUGGAGAACCAGAAUGACUCGUCACGGGAAGAACUGCACAGCUGGAGCUGUUUACACCUACCAUGAGAAGAAGAAAGACACAGCGGCGUCUGGUUACGGGACUCAGAGCAUCCGCCUGGGAAAAGAUGCCAUCAAAGACUUCGACUGCUGCUGUUUGUCGCUGCAACCCUGCAAAAAUCCUGUGGUCACACCAGAUGGUUAUUUGUAUGAGAAACAGGCCAUCCUGGAAUAUAUUCUGCACCAGAAGACGGAAAUCGCCAAAAAGAUGAAGGCGUAUGAGAAGCAGAAACAGGCCCAGAAGAGCAGCAACCAGCUGGAGUCCAAGUCUGAGGAGAGACAGAAGGUGGCGAGGUUUAAGAGCAGCGAGAGCAGCAUCGUGUCCAAACCCAUCAACCCCUUCACCUCCGGGCAGAACAAGGACGGGGAGCCGGCCCGGCCCCAGAGUGCCUCGGCAGAACCGUCCACCUCCGGCUCUGCCGCCACGUCCAGCCAGAGCCUUCCCAGCUUCUGGAUUCCCAUGCUGACCCCCGAGGCCAAGCCCACGCUCGUGAAGAAACCGAGUAAGACGGUGCUGUGUCCCAUGUCCGGGCGACCCAUCAAGAUGAACGAGCUGAUCCCGGUGCGCUUCACGCCGCUGGACCCCAGCCUGGAGCGCGUGGCGCUGCUCAACCGCCAGGAGCGGUACGUGUGUGCGGUGACCAGAGACGUCCUGGGGAACAGCGUCCCCUGUGCUCUCCUGCGGCCCUCCGGCUGCGUGGUCACUCAGGAGUGUGUGGAGAAGCUGAUCAGGAUGGACAUGCUGGAUCCCGUGAGCGGAGACAAGCUGACGGACAGAGACAUCAUUCUGCUGCAGAGGGGUGGAACCGGCUUCGCGGGCUCCGGGGUCGACCUCCGGGCCAAAGAGGCUCGUCCCGUCAUGCAGGUGUGACACGGCGGAGCUGCAGUCGGAGGAGUCGCCGGAGACUUGUGUGAAAGAGCCACUUAUUUUUGUAAUAACUGUUUUAGCUUCCUCUCUGACAUUUAUGCUUCACUUUCACCUGGUUUGAAGAGCUUUUUUUUUUUUUUCCUGCGAUCAUCCGGUAUUUAAAGUUCAGUCUCAGUGAUUUUGUAGGUCAUGUUAUUUUAUCUCUUGACAGAUGCUUUUCUGCUAUACAAGUUUGGAUGCUCAAUGAUAAAUGUAAUUCAAUGUCCAUUUUAUUGUAAAGAAAUAAACGUGUAAGCUGAA